Panicum virgatum (switchgrass) is the source of this 709-nucleotide messenger RNA. RefSeq lists its product as uncharacterized. The transcript has 2 exons. The record is from RefSeq and is a predicted model, not a curated record. Bases 73 to 594 code for a protein of 173 amino acids. NCBI's taxonomy places the organism in Eukaryota, Viridiplantae, Streptophyta, Magnoliopsida, Poales, Poaceae.
UAGAGUUUCUUAUCGCAUCGCAUAGGAACACCAACAAGAACAGAUCCGGCCGCCUUAUCUCUCACCGCCGCCAUGGCGACGAAGGCGUCGGCCGUCCUGCGGGCUGCCCGUAAAGCAUCACUCGCAUCUCGCGCCGCUGCUGCAGCCGCAUCUCGCGCCGCUGCGGUGGCAUCCCGCUCAGCGCGUGUGGCCCGCGUAGCCGCAGACAUCGCUUGCGCCGCCCGCUUAAGCUCGGACCUCAUACGCCACCCCAAGAGCUGCUCAGAUCCCCGCUUCCCUACCAGCGCUGAUUACGAGGACUUACCAGAGGAUGCUACGAUUCCAACGGACAAGGACCUUGAAUCGGAUGAUGCUGUUUGGGCCUUAUAUGAGCGCUGGUGCGAGGCUGUGGGCAAGAACCGUAACUAUGGCGAGAUGAUUCGCCGGUUCAAAAUAUUCAGAUAUAACGCGGAGGUCGCGCAAAAAUGGAACACUGGUGUUCCUUCAGAUCCAAAGAAAGCAGCCAUUUGCCGGCGUAAAAGGAGGUCAAAUUACUUCUUUCAAAAGGCAAAGAUGUCUCACACUAUGAAGACUGGCAUCGGCCAGCGAUGUUAGGUCCACUUGCAGAUGGGGGAGAUCCUUUCUUUCGUGAAUGUGAUUAUAACUUGUUGAAGUAUCUCGAGAAGAGGGAUGUGUGCCUUGCCGCAUUUUUUGCUUUUUAAUCCUUUUU